Molecule: messenger RNA, 442 nt
Organism: Hypanus sabinus (Atlantic stingray)
Lineage: Eukaryota; Metazoa; Chordata; Chondrichthyes; Myliobatiformes; Dasyatidae
Product: phospholipid scramblase 2-like
Exons: 2
Coding region: 53-442 (129 amino acids)
Biological process (GO): plasma membrane phospholipid scrambling
Cellular component (GO): plasma membrane
Molecular function (GO): phospholipid scramblase activity
Source: RefSeq, a predicted model, not a curated record
CUGAUAAUAGUGGGCUUUGUAUCCAUCUUCACAUACUUCAGUCAGGUUUGGGAUGCAGAUCGUCAACAAGUAUGAAGUGAAAAACAGCAUUGGCCAGCAGAUCUACACUGCCAUUGCAAAGAGUAGCAAAUGCUACCGAAUCAUCUGUGGGAAUCAGCGUCCGUUCAAAGUUUGCGUUCAGGACACUACGGGCACUGACGCUAUGUACUUCAAGCGGCCUUUCCGAUGUUCCUGGUUCUGUUCUCCAUGCUGCCUAGAGAAGUUAGAAGUUCAAGCUCCAACUGGUGAACCAAUAGGAUAUGUUGUCCAAAAAUGGCAUGCAUGUUUGCCGAAGUUUAUUAUUCAAAAUAAAAACAGAGACACUGUUCUAAGGAUCCGUGGCCCAUUUUCACUUUAUGGCUGCUGCAAUUCUUUCAACUUUAAGGUACGUAUUUUUCUAUAA